Talaromyces marneffei is the source of this 801-nucleotide messenger RNA. RefSeq lists its product as uncharacterized. Lineage: Eukaryota; Fungi; Ascomycota; Eurotiomycetes; Eurotiales; Trichocomaceae. Bases 1 to 801 code for a protein of 266 amino acids. The transcript has a single exon. The record is from RefSeq and is a predicted model, not a curated record.
AUGUCGCGCUUAACAGAGGUGAAUUAUCUGCUCAAAAACAUGUUCCCAAAAUGCCUUCUUGAAGUGAUCCACAAACACCACUCGACCUGUCAAUUGAAUGUCUUGGGCAGACAAUGGUUGCAGCUUCAAGAACCAGGGCUCGAAGGAUCAACACCCAACAUAGUACCGGAAUUGAGGGAUCCCUUUGAGAUGGACCUUCUACGAUCAACUUGUCUACAUGCACUUUUAAUAAACAAUAAUGGCUACAGACUCGCAAAAACUCAAGUGGCAGUUGAGAACAUCUUCCCUUUAAUCACCAUGGCACCAAAUCUCAAAUAUAUAGAUUUAAUGGAGGGUGCUGUUGGUGAAAUGAACGAUAUCACAAAAUAUAACCAAUCUUUGGACGAGUAUAUCAGCAAAUCAAAUAUUAGUCCACAGUACUUAGCCACUCCGAUUUCCUUGAGACACCGAGGCUACGCCUUCGAUUCUCUCAAGGAAUGGGCUAAGUCAACAGACUUCUCUUCUCUGCGAGCAUUCGAGUUUCCCAACUCAUACUUUCCACUUGAGAUCUUGAAUCAGGUUUCCAAGUUCCCAAAAUUGGAAUAUUUACAUCUUGGUCUUCAAAGUCCUAUUGGAAUGGCGCAAGAUCAAAGCUUUGCAAGAGAUCUAAGUUCUCUAUUUGCUAGUCUAAAUCCGCUUAAGUAUAUUCGCGUUUGCUAUCCUCGAGAUACAACUAUUAUCUAUGAGAUAUUUGCCCACCAUGGUCGAACGUUACAAGGAUUUAUUAUUGAACCAUACAUGCCUCCUGGUUUAGAGGCAUAG